Molecule: messenger RNA, 1409 nt
Organism: Anopheles maculipalpis
Lineage: Eukaryota; Metazoa; Arthropoda; Insecta; Diptera; Culicidae
Gene: MESR6
Product: UPF0489 protein C5orf22 homolog
Exons: 1
Coding region: 1-1392 (463 amino acids)
Source: RefSeq, a predicted model, not a curated record
AUGGAUGCUUUAGCAAGCGACUCCUCUGAGCGGCGGCAGUCAGACACGAAAGGAGAAGCGGCGGGUGAGGAAACACAAACAAAAAACUCCGCUGAAACUACACGCCAAACGCCAACCACCCAGCCCGAGAAGGUGAUGGAACCCGACGACAAAGCGCAACAGUGCGCGGAUGAACCAACGACGACAACGGAAUCUAACAACAGCCAACCAUCCUCCUCCGUUGGCCAAACAGCAGCAACAGCAGCAUCUUCCUCUUCCAAAGCACCGCCGAAAAGCAGAUCGUUCGAAAAAAUACCGAUCUUCGUGGUGGAAGACCAUCAUGAAGUGCUCACGUUCCUUUAUCGGUGCUUCGGCUCGAAGCAUUUACCCCUGCAAGGUAACCGGAUCGUGCACUUUGACUCCCAUCCGGACAUGUGCAUCCCGAAGCAUAUGCCCGCAAACUAUGUGUUCAACAAGGACGAUCUGCUGGAUAGUAUCAGCAUCGAGAACUGGCUUAUGCCGACCGUAUUUGCUGGGCACGUCGAGCGUAUCGUUUGGAUUAAACCGCCGUGGUCGGAUCAGAUUCCAAAGGGCAAGUUUGAGUUUCACGUAGGCGAGUUUGAGGGUUCGAUACGGACGGAUUCGACGCUGGAAUAUUUCGUGUCGGAGGGUUGCUAUCAACCGGAGGAUAAGCUGGAAAAUAGGAGACGGUUGCGGUUGGAAGUUUGUUCGGUCGAAGAGUACCCGGUAGCGGAGGAUACGGAUCUGGCGAAUGGGUACAUACUCGAUAUCGAUCUGGAUUACUUCAGCACACACAAUCCCUUCCUGAAGAUUUACGACCGGGUACAGCUGUACGAAAAGUUGAAGGAAAUAUUCGUUUCGCCCGAGCUGGCCGACGAUGCGGAGAACGAUCUCGAGAAGUUGCAGCGUAUAGCACGGGAUCGGGAGGAAAAGCUCGAAUUUCUUGAGUCGAUCUUCCUGUACCUGGAGGAGGUUGGCAAUCUGAAACAUUUUCUGGUGGACUAUCAACAGGAGAUAAGUGACGAAUAUGCGGGACUGUUGGAGAAGGUGACCACGCUGGUGCGGACGCUGAAGCGCGAGUACAAGGAGGAAGAGAUCGAUUGGUCAAUGAUUUACGAUGCGGGCUGUACGUGUGAUGUGACCGAUUUACCACACCAUGAAUCGAGCCAGGACGAGAUCGAAACGAUGGUGGGCCAGCUGGAACGCUUCCUGGAGAAGCUUCCGUGCCCGCCUGUUGUAAUAACGGUGUCGCGAUCGAGCGAAGACGACUACACACCGGCGACGCAGGUGGAAAUGAUACAGGAGAUGGUGCUGGCGGCGCUUACAAAGUGUCUGCGGGCGGAACUAGAUACCCCGAUACUUCACUAUAAGGAUCAGAAAUUUACACUGUAAGGACAAUAAAACCAACA